Telopea speciosissima is the source of this 912-nucleotide messenger RNA. Its product is annotated as putative adenylate cyclase regulatory protein. The coding region runs from base 1 to 912 and encodes 303 amino acids. NCBI's taxonomy places the organism in Eukaryota, Viridiplantae, Streptophyta, Magnoliopsida, Proteales, Proteaceae. The record is from RefSeq and is a predicted model, not a curated record. The transcript has a single exon.
AUGGAGAUUCAUGGUACCGACAGAUUGGAAAACUUAGAGAUUUUGGUUAUUAGUGGCUACGAGUCAUUGCAAGGAUUACCGGAUCUGUCAAACUUAAAAAAAUUGAAGGAUCUAAAGAUUAAAGGCUGCAAGAAUCUAACAGAGAUUCAUGGUGUUGACCGAUUGGAAUUCUUAAAGAAAUUGAAUAUUUAUGGGUGCGAGUCCUUGGAAAGAUUACCGGAUCUGUCAUACCUAAGAAAGUUGAGGCAUCUAAAGAUUGGCUGCAAGAAUCUAACAGAGAUUCAUGGUGAUGAGGGAUUGGAGUUGUUAGAGAAAUUGAAGAUUAUUGGGUGCGACUCCUUGGAAUUGCCAGAUCUGUCAAACUUAAGAAAGUUGAAUGAUCUAAUGAUUGAAGGCUGCAAGAAUCUAACCAAGAUUCAUGGUGUUUUAGGAUUGGAAUUCUUAAAGUAUUUCAAGAUUAUUGGGUGGGAGUCCUUGGAAAGAUUGCUGGAUCUGUCAAACUUAAGAAAGUUGUAUUCUCUAAAGAUUGAAGGCUGCAAGAAUCUAACCAAGAUUCAUGGUGUUUUAGGAUUGGAAUUCUUAAAGUAUUUCAAGAUUAUUGGGUGCGAGUCCUUGGAAAGAUUGCUGGAUCUGUCAAACUUAAGAAAGUUGUAUUCUCUAAAGAUUGAAGGCUGCAAGAAUCUAACCAAGAUUCAUGGUGUUUUAGGAUUGGAAUUCUUAAAGUAUUUCAAGAUUAUUGGGUGCGAGUCCUUGGAAAGAUUGCUGGAUCUGUCAAACUUAAGAAAGUUGUAUUCUCUAAAGAUUGAAGGCUGCAAGAAUCUAAUCAAGAUUCAUGGCGUUGACGGAUUGGAAUUCUUAGAGAAUUUCAAAAUUAUUGGGUCCGAGACCUUGGAAAGAUUACUGGAUCUGUGA